CGGGAGGGCGGGCCGAGCGCGGCGGCGGGCCGGGACGGGGGAGCCUGCAUCCCCCAGGCCUCCGCGGCCGGGGGCGGCUUCCCGGGCCCCGCUUCCCCCGCGGGAGGGUCUCUGCGAAGCCAGCUUGGGCCGGAGGCUGGAUUGUAAAUCUAGCCCAAGAAGAUCCCUGUGCCAGCCGGAGAGAGAGAGAAUAAAAUUCAUGUGUUAAGAGAGCCUCCUGAUUACAGAAUGGCCAGCGGUCCUGGGAAUAAUGCAUCCCUCUCCGUUCAGAAAGUCACGCACUCAGAAAGUUCUCGAGCAAAGAAGUCCCAGCAUUCAGAAGAAGAAAUCUUUUAUAUGAACUGCAGAGCAGCUUAUCUAACUGUUUUAAAAAGCAGUUUAGAAAAUAUUAAAUCAAAAGAACAACUCUGUUUAGUACUUCAACAGGCUGGAAGAAAUCCAUCUCAGAAGACACUUAAUAAAUACUGGACUUCACAAACAACUACACUGAAUUUUGAUGAUUUUUGUACUAUCUUAAAAAAAGAAAAAACAGCUACAAAAACUGAACUGCUCAAAGCAUUUGGAAAAAUAGAUACAGAUAAUUCUGGAUAUAUUUUACAUGAUGAACUUUCUAAAAUUCUUACAACGAGAGGUGAAAAAAUGACUCUGGAUGAAGUGAGUGCCAUUACUAAACUGGCUGAUUUUAACAGCAGUGGCAAACUUGACUACAAUAAGUUUUGUGACUUCUACAUGACAAUCAGUGAGCAGUGCUGCAAGACUGCACUGGAGAAACUGGAAGUUGACAAUCGAUUGAGGCGUCAGCAGUUUGGAAGUCAAGCUGAAACUUCCUCUGAAGGGAUCACAUUAUCUAAACCAUCACCAAGAGUCUCAAGGAAAACUGAUCACAAACUUGCACCAGUGAAAGGGGAUAGCAGAACUUCUUCAAGACCCUCAUCAGCUCAAAGUUGCAAAGCAUCCAUUUCUUCCACUAUCAGCGUGAGUGCCAGUCAUAACAGAAGCGCAAAGCUAAUUGAGCCAAACACAGUAAAGGAAUGGCAAUGUGCACAAUCCAAAGGAUGCUUCUACUUAGAAGAUGAUGGUGAAAUCAUUAGUCACAAAUACAGGUUGCACUUACCUCAGAGGUCUACUGUAUGUAUUACCAUCAAGCCUUUAAACCUUUGUCAGGUAGAAGGAAAAUCUUGUCAUUGGUUGUCAGUGGAUACAGCUUUGUAUGUUCUGAAGGAAAAUGAAAGCCAAGAAAAUCUACAGCUCGUGAGCUUUACUGAACAACAAAAUAAAGAGAUGUUUGGAUGGAAAGGGGAGCUUGGAUCAGGAGUUUACUGGCUACUCCCAUUCACAACAGGCUGUAGACUCAAGAAGGUAAAAACCCAAAUUACUGGAGAAGCAAAACUGGUGUAUAGAGGUGAAGAUGGAGAAUUGGCUCUUACCAAAGAGUUCCGAGCAGCUUUAUUGGAUGUAUUUGAAACCAUUGAUUUGGAUGGGAAUGGCCUUCUGAGUUUGGAAGAGUACAAUUUCUUUGAACUGAGGACUAGUGGUGAGAAAUGUGAUGAGGAAGCAUGGGCUGUAUGUAAGGAGAAUUUUAACAUGAAGAAGAAUGAACUAACAAGACAGGGAUUUAUGGAUCUGAAUCUCAUGGAAGCCAAUGACCGUGAAGGGGAUCCUAGUGACCUUUGGGUCACUUUAUUGUCGCUGGGCUACAAUAAAGCAUUAGAAAUGAUAGAGGCAUGCCCCUUUGUCAUUGACAUCUAUGCAGAAAAAUGCAAACCCCGAAUUAAAGCCAUAUACCUAGAGGCAGGUGGCUGGCAACUCAACAGGGCCAUUUGCAAGUCUGUUGUUAAUAAAGGAGAAGCCAAAGUAAUGGAUGGUUGUGAAAAUGUAAUUGUUUAUACCUACAAAACGGACAUACGAAUCACUUCUGUUAUUGAAAAUAAGUCUGAAAACAAAGUGAUUAUUCAUGUCAAUAAUGAGCAGAGUAAGAACUGUCUAAGUAAUAGGGGACUCACCGUUUUUGCUGUGGAAGUGGCACCAAAAUCCAUGGUGGUUUCUCAACAUGUGAUGCCGCUGAAUGAGCAGGAAGAAUGGCUUUAUAAUUGUGUGCAUUCCCUCUUACGUUAAACAUUGCAGUUAGAGAGCUGUUUUUUGGUAGCAUUUAAAAUAAACCAGGAUUUCUUUUUGUCAAGUUCUAGAUAAUUUCUAGUCUUGUCCUCAUCCAAAAGCUGGCACAAACUGAUGUUUCACUCCUAGAGUUUCAUUUGUUAAAGCCAGGGAAUCACGUAUCUACUUAUUUAUUUCUGAUAUCACACUUCUGUGACACUUUCGGAGACUGCAAGGUCUGAUGUUCAGCUAUCUUAACGGUUUAAGGGAAUUAGAAAUAAAAAAGCUUUCACUUAUCAAAGCUCUAGCUGCUCAUGUGCAUUAUGUGGCCAGGAAUUUCCACAUGAAGGUCUACAAAUAAUUGUUUUUCUAACUCACCAGGCAGUUCCCCUCCCUACUUAACAACCUUGAAGCUGACUGGAGAGGAAGCUGCAUGUAUUUCAUCUCCUUGAAUGUCCCAUCUCUGUUUUAGACCUAUUGUUGCCCAAAGCAGAACGUACAGUUUUAGAUAAUUGUUUCAUUUGCAUAAGGCUCUUGGCAAAACUAUUUUUUUCUUUUUUUCCACAUCUUGAAGACAUGUCCCCUAAAUUCUGUUACUGCUACAGAGUUACUUUUUUUUUAAAUUAUCAUUCUUUAAUUUCAACCCCCACCUGCUUUCCUUCUCAAUAUGCCCCAAAUUUUGUAACCAGUAUUUCUUUUUACUUAUCUGAUAUCCAGUUAGCUUCCUUCAAUGCUUCUCUUUUCAGCAGUGUGAUCACCUGUCAGUGUUGUGUGUCUUUGUUGCUUCCUACCGUCAGAGAAAUUGUUUUGAUUUUCCUAACACACCUUUCAUAUUCUCUGCCUAGUCCUCUUGCCAUUCAGCUUUCAUUAUCUGUUUCACACUGUAGUCUUUGUGUUUCUUCUUCUUUUUUUAUCCUGCAAGCAGCCUAAUUGGAUUUCUUUUCUUUUCUUUUUGUACCAUGUGGCAUUCAAUCAAAUGCUUCUUUGAACCUUAACCAUUUGAUUUGUGUUUUUUGUAAUCAAGAUGAUAGAAAUUUGAGGGACUGGUCUUUGCUUUUCUGUGUGUUUUGAAGUGCCAACAGUAACAUUGUCAUCACAGGAAAAAAUCAUGAUCAUUGGAAUUUUUUGAUACUAUAUGACUUUUUAAUUAAAAUUUUAAGACUUUAUAAUUAAAA
Molecule: messenger RNA, 3269 nt
Organism: Dromaius novaehollandiae (emu)
Lineage: Eukaryota; Metazoa; Chordata; Aves; Casuariiformes; Dromaiidae
Gene: EFCAB7
Product: EF-hand calcium binding domain 7
Exons: 15
Coding region: 229-2115 (628 amino acids)
Biological process (GO): positive regulation of protein localization to ciliary membrane
Cellular component (GO): plasma membrane protein complex; ciliary membrane
Molecular function (GO): calcium ion binding
Source: RefSeq, a predicted model, not a curated record